Polypterus senegalus (gray bichir) is the source of this 1372-nucleotide messenger RNA. Its product is annotated as voltage-dependent anion-selective channel protein 2-like. Bases 119 to 973 code for a protein of 284 amino acids. The transcript has 10 exons. The record is from RefSeq and is a predicted model, not a curated record. Gene Ontology annotation, molecular function: voltage-gated monoatomic anion channel activity. Gene Ontology annotation, cellular component: mitochondrial outer membrane. Gene Ontology annotation, biological process: monoatomic anion transmembrane transport. Lineage: Eukaryota; Metazoa; Chordata; Cladistia; Polypteriformes; Polypteridae.
CCGUGACAGACGUGCUGCGCAUGCUCCGCGUCCCUUCAGCUUCUCCUUCAGUCUGUCCUCUUUGAGAGACUGAGCCGCUUUCAUCGUGUAAAGCGUACCACACCUGCUUACCGGCACAAUGGCUGUUCCUCCUUCGUAUUCAGACUUGGGCAAAUCUGCCAAGGAUAUCUUUAGCAAAGGAUACGGGUAUGGAGCGGUGAAGCUGGACUUGAAGACCAAGUCUCAAAGUGGAGUGAUGGAGUUCAACACCUCUGGAUCAUCAAACACAGACACUGGCAAGGCCUCUGGUAGCCUUGAGACCAAAUACAAGAUGCAUGAUUUGGGACUUAGUUUCACCCAGAAAUGGAACACAGACAACACACUAACCACGGAGGUUAGCAUGGAGGAUCAGUUGGCCAAAGGACUGAAGCUGACCUUUGACACAUCAUUUGUGCCAAACACUGGGAAGAAGAGUGGCAAACUUAAAACCAAUUAUAAACGUGACUACGUCAACCUGGGCUGUGACAUCGAUUUUGACUUUGCUGGGCCCACUGUUCAUGGAACAGCAGUCCUUGGCUAUGACGGAUGGCUGGCAGGAUACCAGAUGGCCUUCGAUACUUCCAAGUCCAAACUGGCCCAGAAUAACUUUGCUCUUGGUUAUAAAGCUGGUGACUUCCAGCUCCAUACCAACGUAAAUGAUGGCACUGAAUUUGGUGGAUCUAUUUACCAGAAAGUAAAUGAUAACCUGGAGACUGCUGUAAAUCUGGCUUGGACCGCUGGAAGCAACAACACCCGUUUUGGCAUAGCGGCCAAAUACAAGCUAGAUGCCGACUCCUCAAUUUGUGCCAAAGUGAACAAUGCCAGCCUAAUUGGAGUUGGAUACACACAGACCCUAAGGCCAGGAGUGAAGCUGACUCUCUCAACAUUGAUCGAUGGCAAGAACUUCAGUGCUGGUGGCCACAAAAUCGGUCUGGGAUUUGAGCUUGAGGCGUAAAGUGGGCCAAACCUAAAGAUAACGUUCUGAAGAAUUGAGGACACCCAGCCACCCACCCCUCAUUUUAGACAAGUUUUGCAGCCUGGGAAUCAUUGGCCAUUGUGUUUUUAGGGGCAGGCUGUGGAUGAUGGAUGUCCAGGUUUAAGUCAUUUUUUAUUUCCACCCCAUUCCCAACAGUGUGGACUUUAUUGCUGCCACACCAGCCGCGCUGCACCAAGAUGGUUGUAUUUUGAAUUUAUUUGUAUCUUGGAUUCAGAUAUCCUCAGACAACUUUUUUCACAUCACUCCUGGGAAUCCUUUUAGAAUUUUCCUAUAUGCAUGUUUUAUUUUUUUCCAUGUACAAAUUUCUAAGUCUUGUUGACUUUACAAAAAUAUAAAUAAAACAAGAUAUACCCAGAA